Mus musculus (house mouse) is the source of this 4692-nucleotide messenger RNA. It is a transcript of the gene Pex1, whose product is annotated as peroxisomal biogenesis factor 1. The transcript has 19 exons. Gene Ontology annotation, molecular function: ATP hydrolysis activity; ubiquitin-modified protein reader activity; protein-containing complex binding. Gene Ontology annotation, biological process: protein import into peroxisome matrix, receptor recycling; protein targeting to peroxisome; protein import into peroxisome matrix. The record is from RefSeq and is a predicted model, not a curated record. Bases 1888 to 4317 code for a protein of 809 amino acids. NCBI's taxonomy places the organism in Eukaryota, Metazoa, Chordata, Mammalia, Rodentia, Muridae. Gene Ontology annotation, cellular component: peroxisome; ATPase complex; cytoplasm.
GACUGCAUUCAUGGUGGGCUCUGCAUCCACUGCUGCCUUUUUCAAACCGUUUCCCUCCCUGCAAACAAAACGCUUUAGCCGUUAGACAAUGACUCCUGUCCCUUCCUCCCAUCUCCUGACAACCUGCUCUAUGUUUGGAGAUUAUUUAUUCCAGCUACUCUGUAGAAGUGGAGUCAGACAGUAUUUGUCUUGUGCAUAUGACUUACUUCAUUUCACAUAAUGUUUUCAAGGUCCCUCUCUAUUGUGGCAUACAUCAGAACUUCAUUCUGUCACCAUUAUAUAAUUGUCUGUCCAUCCAAAUAGUGAUGAACUUAUGUGGCUUCUUCUUGUUGGCUCUUGUGAGUCAUGCUACAGGAAGCAGUGGAAUACAAGUACCUCUUUGACUAGUUUCUAUUCCUUUAGAUAUAUAUAUACCUAGAGGUUAUAUGAUGGAUUUGUGGGCCAAUAACUGUGUUUAAUUUUAGAAGCAAAGAAAUCGUUAGUAAGCAAAUGUGCAUGUAUCAGUGCAAAGAUGGGUAUUCUGUCUUUUUUUUAAUUGUUAUUUUGGAGGUGAGAAUGGAGAUGGGUUGGGAGAGUGUUUGUCUAGCUUGAACAUAGUCUGGGUUUGACCCCCAGAUGUAUAAUCAGUAAUGGUGGUGCCUACCUGUUAAUAUCAGCACUUAGCAGGUGGAGGCAGGAGGAUGAGAACUUCAAGGUAAUCUUCAGCACUACAGAGUUCAAGGCGAGCCUAGCUACAUGAGAAGACAGUGCCUUUUCUUAGCCUCCGUUUGGUAGUGAUCAGCUUCUAAACUGAGCAUAGCCAGCAGGUGACUAUAUGAAGAAACAGAACAGAAGUAGACCUGUCUGAGAAAUGGGAGAGCACAGGUCUACUGCACAUCAGUAUUUUCUAUAUGCUUUGUAUGUGUGUGUGUACACACAGUGUGUGUACAUGUGGGCAUGCAGGUGCAUGAGCUCAUGUGCACAGCAUGUGGUGGGCAGAGGAAUACCUCUGCUGUCACUCCUCAGGUGCUAUCCACUUAGUUUUCUGAGUCAGGUCUCUCAUUGGCCUAGGACUUGGCAAGUACACUAGCUAGCCCUGGGAUCCACCUGUCUCCUCACUCCAAGGCUGGGACUGCAGUUUAAAAUCGGUUCUCAUGUUUGAAAACUCAUCCCAACCCUCUAUGGAUCUUUAUUAUUCCACUAAUAUUACUGAGUGUCAUUUAUUGUCAGAUGAGUUCUUAAGAACUGAAUUUUUAAAACUUUAAGGAUUAGCAAUGGUUUUCUUAUAGUUUAUUUUAGAGCUUUGAACACUGAACACUCUACUCAUUUAGCAUAUAGCUAGACUGGUCCACAUUAAGAAAAGGAACAGUGGCUUAAACAUACACUGUUUAAUUUUCUCAUGGCCUGGGAAGGUUGAAGGCACUCAUGGGUGGUUAACCUUGCUGUCAAGGACCUAGGCUCCAUAUCAUUUCCUCUCCUGCUGUCCUUGGCUGUGGUUUGGCUCCUUUAGAUACAGCAUGCUGGCAUUGAUUCUGAGUGUCCUGCCUGAGUUCUGUGGACCAGUAGAACGAAACAAGGCCCAAGCGUCCUUGCUGCAUUUCCUUACCUUUGACUGGGAAGAGAGGCUCUCCGUGGCUGCUGACCGCAUGCCCCCGGCCACAGCGAGGCCACAUACGCUCUACUUUGUUUGGUAUUUGUUUGGCUGGGCAGACAGAAAAGGAUCAGUUAACCACUUUUGCUGUGCAUGCAAGUGGUUCCUCCGAGGCUGAGGACUGCAGCCAUCAUAGCAGGUCACGCAUCAGCAUGUAGCGUCUGAACAUCCUGUGUUGGUUAUAUUUGCCUAAAGACGUCAAUGAAGAAACUAUAAAAACAGUGUUCUCAUCUUGGGUACAGCAGUCCGCUACCACGAUGCUUCCUUUGGUAAUAUCAAAGGAAGAGCGUAUUAAGCUGGAAAUUAAAGAUGGGCUGAGAGAGUUCUCUCUGAGUACAGUUCAUUCUCAGGAAAAAGAAAAGGAAGAAGGAAAAACUGUGUUUGUGUUGAGUUCCAUCCUGCUGCAGAAGAUCUCAGUACAAGUCCUUCUAGAGCCCAUGAUAAAAGAAGAACAGAGUGCGGAAAUCGACUUUCUUCUUCCCUCUUUAACGCUGAGCUCUUUGGGGGGAGUGAGUGCCUUAGGUGCAUCUGCAAUGGAGCACAUCACUCACAGUCUCCUGGGACGCCCGUUGUCUAGGCAGCUGAUGGCCCUCGUUGCAGGACUUAGGAAUGGCGCUCUUUUGAUCACUGGAGGAAAGGGAAGCGGGAAGUCAACAUUCGCGAAAGCCAUCUGCAAGGAAGCACAGGACACUCUGGAUGCCCGUGUGGAGACAGUCGACUGCAAGGCUUUACGAGGAAAAAGGCUUGAAAGCAUACAAAAAGCGCUAGAGGUGGCUUUCUCAGAGGCCGCCUGGAGGCAGCCAUCUGUCAUUCUGCUGGAUGACCUGGACCUCAUUGCCGGACUGCCAAGUGUCCCCGAGCAGGAGCACAGCCCUGAAGCGGUGCAGAGCCAGCGGCUUGCACAUGCUUUGAACGAUAUGAUCAAAGAGUUUGUUUCCACGGGAAGCUUGGUGGCACUCAUCGCCACGAGCCAGCUCCAGCAGUCUCUGCACCCUUCCCUUGUGUCUGCUCAAGGAAUCCACACGUUUCAAUGUGUCCAGCACCUUCAGCCUCCCAAUCCGGAACAGAGAUGUGAAAUUCUGCACAGUGUUGUGAAGAAUAAACUGGGCUGUGAUAUAAGCAAUUUCCCUGACUUGGACCUGCAGUGCAUAGCUAAAGACACAGAAGCGUUUGUGGCUCGUGACUUUACAGUUCUUGUGGACCGAGCCAUACACUCUUCUCUCUCUCGCCAGCAUAGCUCCUCUAGGGAAGACUUGACUUUAACAACAUCAGACUUCCAAAAGGCUCUCCGUGGAUUCCUUCCUGCUUCUCUGCGAAAUGUCAACUUGCAUAAACCUAGAGACCUGGGCUGGGACAAGAUUGGUGGAUUACAUGAAGUUCGGCAGAUCCUCAUGGAUACUAUCCAGUUACCAGCCAAGUACCCAGAAUUAUUUGCAAACUUACCCAUACGACAGAGGACAGGAAUACUGCUUUAUGGUCCUCCAGGGACAGGAAAAACUUUACUUGCUGGGGUAGUUGCAAGAGAGAGUGGAAUGAAUUUUAUUAGUAUUAAGGGACCAGAGUUACUCAGCAAAUAUAUUGGCGCAAGUGAGCAAGCUGUUCGAGAUGUUUUCAUCAGAGCACAGGCUGCAAAGCCCUGCAUUCUUUUCUUUGAUGAGUUUGAGUCCAUCGCUCCUCGAAGAGGCCAUGACAACACAGGGGUUACAGACCGAGUAGUCAACCAGUUGCUGACACAGUUAGACGGAGUAGAAGGCUUACAGGGAGUUUAUGUGCUGGCUGCUACUAGUCGCCCUGACUUGAUCGACCCUGCCCUGUUGCGGCCUGGCAGACUGGAUAAAUGUGUAUACUGCCCUCCUCCAGAUCAGGUGUCCCGUCUUGAGAUUUUAACUGUCCUCAGCAAGUCUCUAGCUCUGGCAGAUGACGUGGACCUUCAGCACGUGGCGUCGGUCACCGACUCGUUCACUGGAGCGGAUCUGAAAGCUCUGCUGUACAACGCUCAGCUGGAGGCCUUGCAGGGACGGCUGCUGCCCAGUGGGCUUCCCGAUGGAGGCUCCAGCUCUGACAGUGACCUGAGUCUGUCUUCAAUGGUCUUUCUUAACCACAGCAGUGGUUCCGACGACUCCGCUGGAGAUGGAGAAUGUGGCUUAGAGCAAUCCCUGCUUUCUCUCGAGAUGUCUGAGAUCCUUCCAGACGAAUCAAAAUUCAAUAUGUACCGGCUCUACUUUGGAAGCUCGUAUGAAUCGGAGCUUGGAAAUGGGACCCCUUCUGACUUGAGCUCACACUGUCUGUCUGCACCAAGCUCCGUGACUCAGGAUUUACCUGCAGCUCCUGGGAAAGACCCGUUAUUUACACAACAUCCUGUGUUCAGGACACCUUCCCAAGAAGGCUGCCAAGACCUCACCCAGGAGCAGAGAGAUCAGCUGAGGGCAGAGAUCAGCAUCAUCAAAGGCAGAUACCGGAGCCAAAGUGGAGAGGAUGAAUCCCUUAACCAGCCUGGACCAAUCAAAACCACUUUUGCUAUUAGCCAGGCACAUUUAAUGACUGCACUUGCCCACACAAGACCGUCUAUUAGUGAAGAUGAAGGGAAGGAAUUUGCUGAGCUGUAUGAGAACUUUCAAAAUCCAAAGAAGAGAAAAAAUCAAAGUGGAACAGUGUUUCGAACUGGACAGAAAGUAACUUUAGCAUAAAAUACACUUCUGAUUUUCUAGAUGUGUUUGUUUUAAUGGUCUGUCCCUAAGUUGUAACUAUAAAAAUGAUGUAAAAAUUUUUUAAUUUAAUAAAUUUGGUUAAUCUAUAAAAUCACAGACUGGAAAGUGCUGUGAUUCUGCUCAGGACUACCUGAGAUUAACAGUGCAGGCUAAAGGAAGUGAUUUGUAACAGAUCGUUUAUUUUAUUCCCAAGUCUGUAUUAAAUCCUUAAUGAUAUUACGUCAAUGGUGGACCUCAUUUGUUUUCUUUUAGAGGCACUCACAGACCCAGAGUCACUGAUUUUCUGGCUUUUGGCAGAUUGUAUGCCUUGUAACUUCUUGAUUGUUUUGGGAAAAGAUACAUUCUAUUAUCGUC